AGAUCUCACACAAUCUCUCUCUCUCUCUCUCCUCACAGAGCAGAUCAUCUGUUCAUCAUGAGGACGGAUUUCAUCUGCACGCUGUUAUCAGGUUUGUGCAUCUCAUCUGUGAUCUCCAAACAGUUCGUCUUUGUUCAAAAGGCGAAAACGUUCAGUGAUGCGCAGAAGUACUGCAGAAGUUUUCACGGCGAUCUGGCGAGUGUUGAAGACGAGGCGGACUUCAGUCGUCUGCAGGCUGUGCUGAGCGGGGUCUCGGACCCGAGCGUGUGGAUCGGGCUGAAGAGAGCCGAGACAGACUGGUUCUGGUCUCUGUCCAACAGCACGUUCUACGGAGAAGGAGAAGCCGCGUUCAGACGCUGGCAGCCCGGACAGCCGGACAACGAAGGAGGAAUCGAAAACUGCGGCGUCAUCGGUAACGCUGGGACGUUCUGGGAUGUUCCGUGUGGAAGUCUUUAUACGUUCAUUUGCUAUGAUGGACAGGACAACGCCCUUCAGAAGUACGUGUUUGUGAAUCAACUCAAGAACUGGAGCGAGGCGCAGACGUUCUGCCGACAGAAACACACGGAUCUGGUCAGCGUGAGGAACACGGAUGAGCAGCGGCUGGUCAAGGUGUUGGUGCCAUGGGGAACUCUGGUGUUCAUCGGCCUGUUUAAAGAUUCGUUCAGAUGGUCCGACAACAGCAGGUCCUCAUUCAGACGCUGGUCUGUUGAUGAACCUAACGUCUCUGGAGAUUGUGUUCUGCACCAGCUGUCAGAUAUAAACACAUGGGCCACUCAGAACUGCACUGAAACAAGACCGUUCAUCUGCCAAGACGAAGUGAAGUUGCAGGUCCUGAAAGUGAAGCUGAAAUCAGGUCAGAAUGUGAAUGAUCCUGUGCUGAAGGCGUCCAUCAUGAAGGAGAACCAGCAGAAACUCCUGAGUCUGGGGUUGCCUAAAGAUGCCAAACUACGGUGGAGAGCUCAGCCUGACGGAGAGAUCUUCCAGCUGCUGGAGAAUGACAAGAAUUCAUGCAAAUAACAUGCUGAAAACACACAGAUCAUUUUCCCCUAGAUCUAAAGCCUUCACAAAGAUGUAGAAUAUCACGUAAACCUCACAUAACCAGCCUGUUUUUAAAUGAUAUGAAGGUUAUUCUCUACGUUUUUUUUUUUCUUCUUUUGAAAUGACAUUAGGGCGAGUAAAUAACUCUCAUAUAUAUUCAUGCAUGCCAUGUUUUUCUCUGUUGCUACGUGUACUGCGUUGGGCUAACCGAGACUUUUGUUGGUUUUGAUUGCUUCUAUUAUCCUCAUGUAAGUCGCUCUGAAUAAAAGCGUCUGAUUAAUGACUGAAUGUAAAUGCAUAAGAGAUUAUCAUUACUGAAUGAAAUAUUUGUGUAAUUAAUGCCAUUUGAGACGUUGUUUCCAGUAUGGCAUGCUGCUUCAGAAACGUAAAUGGUGAUAACAGAAAGCCUUUUUAAUGUGUAAAAACAAACAAACAA
Molecule: messenger RNA, 1474 nt
Organism: Carassius gibelio (silver crucian carp)
Lineage: Eukaryota; Metazoa; Chordata; Actinopteri; Cypriniformes; Cyprinidae
Product: macrophage mannose receptor 1-like
Exons: 5
Coding region: 58-1017 (319 amino acids)
Source: RefSeq, a predicted model, not a curated record